GGAAAGCUGAUGCCGAGAAGCAGGCAGGCAGGCAGUGCCCAGAGGAGCGCAAAAGAGGAGGCUGGUCAAGAAGCGCCAAGGCGGCCGCAGCCAUGAGAUCGGCUCCCAGGUGCUCUGCAGGGGCAAGGAGCCGUCAGAGGGAACCCUAACUCAGACGUGCUCCGAAGCGUUGGCUGAGCCCGAACCGCUAAGAUGUGUCGCCUGGAUAACCUGGACCCCAGCAGCACCCAGAAACUCUUGAUGAAAACUGGACUCAUCUUGAUCGUCAUCGGCCACCUGAACUUCAUCACUGGAGCUCUGGUUCAUGGGACGGUGCUGCGUCACAUCGCCAACCCGCGGGAUACCAUUUCGCUGCAGUACGCCAUCUCCAACAUCAUCACCGUGAUCUCUGCCAUCUUGACAAUCUCCUGUGGAAUAGCAGCAAUUGUGCUCUCCAGAUACGUCUCCCGGAAAUUCCUGCGAUGGGCGGUUUUCUCCCUCAGCAUCAGCAGCGUCCUCCUCUCGCUGUUCUGCUCCGUGGGGCUGGCGGUCGCGAUUGUCGUCACCUUUGCCAACAAGGGCCGCGUCCUCCUGGCUUUGUGCACCUUUGCGAAUAUGGACUUGAUCCAGAUUGCCCACGAGUGCCCCUUCGACCCCACCCGCGUCUAUAGUUCUGCGCUGGCGCUCUGGAGCCUCUCCUUUCUCCUGGACACCGUGGAGAUCAUCUUCAGCAUCCGCUGCUUUCUGAUCACUCUCGUGCUUCUGAAUCUGAGGCUGUGCCGAAGGGGGACGCGGAAGAAAAAGGUCUCCCUGCAGUUCGCCAUGGCCGAGAACAGAGAAGCCUGUGAGGGCCGCGAUCUCCUGAGGAUGGACCGCGUGGAGGCCGUGUGGCUCUAGCGGCCCAUCGUUGCUGCCCGGGCAGUGGUGGUUCUUGGGGAAGUGCCAUGGGCCCUGGUGCAGCGCCUUCCCCAUGGCUUCCUCUCAGCUUCACCACGUGCCCCCCCCCCACACUGGUCAAGACAGCGGGGGGGGGGGCAUGCGCUUGCCAUCAGAAUGGAAUGGGGGCCAGGACUUGGCAACUGGACUACAGAAGAGGGAGAGCCAUUUCCGUUCCUCCCCAGAGGCGCAAACCUUUUACUGCUAUAAGUAGCGCUCCAGUGCACUGGACUGAAAAACCUCUCCCAAGCUCUCCGCUUCUUCCAAACAAAGGGAGCGGCUGAGCCUGAAGGGCCGACGCUCCAGACUUCGGCUCCUGUGAGCAUCUGAAAGGACUCCGUGGGCUACUGCACGGAGACCCCAAGGAACCCUUUCCCUUGGAAGGUGUUAAAAAGAAAACCUGCCCACGCUCCCCUCUGCUCUAGCAUGCACUCUGAUGAUGGAUGGACCUCGCAGGCCGAAAGCACGGCUUGUACGAUUGGGUGGAGCGGUGCCGUUCUCCUCUACAGCGCACCAGCUAUGAUCCUCUCAGCCAUGAGGGGGAAAAGUCACCACAAGGUGACUGCAGUUCCCUGGUUUAGCAAGUCAGCCUUCUACAUGGCCAGCGUGAGGAGGAAGGUGGGGGCGGCCGCAGCGUGGGGCUGCAAGCCGGAGAUUCAUCAACUAAUGCUUUCUUUGACUAAUUGGAGGGGGCAAAUUUUGACUGGAGGGGCUGCAAUUCUUUGAGAUUUGGGUUCUGGUGGAUGAAAGGAAAAAAAGUUGGGAAGACCUGCCUUUCCUUCUAAUAAGGAGCCGGUAGCAUUUGUUUACGGCAUUGUAAAUUAAAUUUUCGCUGUCUUCAAGAGGGCAAAAGGGCAUCUGUACUGAAGUUUGGUGACUAUGCAAAUCGAUUUACAUUAAACAAUUAAUGGGUUAAAAGAGAACUGA
This is a messenger RNA of Elgaria multicarinata webbii, 1842 nucleotides long. It is a transcript of the gene TMEM54, whose product is annotated as transmembrane protein 54. Bases 193 to 876 code for a protein of 227 amino acids. NCBI's taxonomy places the organism in Eukaryota, Metazoa, Chordata, Lepidosauria, Squamata, Anguidae. The record is from RefSeq and is a predicted model, not a curated record. The transcript has 6 exons.